UUUCAGGACCGUCAUUUAAAACGUAAUGGAGACCCUGAGCCAAUUGUUGACCCCUCACAGGACUACAUGCUUAUGCUGGGUUAUGAAAAUAGAACGCAUACUGUACUAAGAUUUCGUAGGAAACUUGAUACUUGUGAUAAUGUACAUGACAUAGCAAUAACGAAUGAUACAAUGCGUAUUCUAUACAUGUAUAAUGAGAAUGAUCCACCACACGGGUCUGUGAGAUCUAGUCCACUACCAAAUUCCGCAGCAUCAUUUCAUCCUUAUAGGCCAAUAGUGCUGACACAACGACCACAUAUACACUACCGGCAUUUAGAACAUAUUCGCAUACUGGAACUACGCAAUGAAGAUGUUGAACUGCCGAGAUUUGAUGACUCGUUAAUUUGGUGUAAAAUGUUUAAAUUGGACGACAUGAAGCAUAAACAUCAUUUAAUAAGGUAUGAACCCAUAUACGAUUCUCCAUCCAGUGUCCAUUAUUUACAACGCAUAACUCUAAGAGAAUGCCAUGGCAUGCAUCAGGAACUGGAGGAAAUGGCACGCGAACAAGGAAGACAGUGCAUGGGUGCUCGUGAUAUUCCAUUAGCAUGUAAUGCUAUAGUUGCCUCGUGGUCACGCGGCUCUAAUAGUUUUACAUUCCCAGAAGAGGCCGGUUACCCAAUGGAAUCUCGCCAAUCCAAAUAUUAUCUUAUGGAAACGCAUUAUAUUAAUUUACAGCCUGAUAUAAAACAACUGUCAGCGAGGCAAAUGGCCGACAACUCUGGACUAAAAAUUCAUUUUACUCAUGUAUUACGUCCUUAUGAUGCAGGAGUGCUAUCAAUUGGCAUGGAUCCAAAUUGGCGACAUAUAAUACCACCUGGGCAGAAUCAGGUGGUGUCGGAAGGGCAAUGUGUGGAAGACUGUACUGCAUAUGCAUUUCCACCCGAAGGCAUUCAUAUAUUUGCAGUAAUGAUGAGCACCCAUCUAAUUGGGAAGGAAGUUAAACUACGACAGAUUCGGCAAACCGAGGAACUACCACCAAUUGCAUACGACAGCAAUAUAGACGUCGCCUAUCAAGACUUUCGUCGUCUGUUAACACCCGUCCAGGUAUUGCCUGGUGAUAGACUUGUAGCUGAAUGCAUUUAUGACAGUUCCUCACGGAAGGCAAUAACACUAGGUGGUUUAACUAUGAAGGAGGAAAGUUGUAUUGUAUUGACUCUUUACUACCCGCGACAAAAUAAGCUAACUACCUGUCAUUCACUUCCGAGUCUGCCAACAGUUCUUCACUCGCUCGGCAUUGAGCAACUAGCAACAGAUUCAAAUCCAGUACUCAUAUCUUCUCCUCCAGAAUUGUCCGGAAUGACUUUAGAGACAAGACUGCUAUCAUAUGACUGGCAAAAUCAUUUUAAUGAAUUCCAAGAUGCAACCAGAAAAGGUUCAUUUAAGCCACUUUGUUGGGGUGCAAAAAAUCAUGUUGUACCGAAUACGGAAUACCUGGAGGGUUACAACGUAAACAUUACGAAAUCCUAUAGAAAACAGAAACACUGUAAACACAAGAGACUGUUUGUGACGGAAGAAACAGUGCCUGACAUCAACUUUCCUGUUCUACAUGAAGUCGACAACAACAACAUUAUUGAGGGUGCUGCUCGAAGCAGUAGAAGUUCUGCCACAGAUGGAUUAAGUGUAACCCACGGCUACAGUCGAACGAUUGCAACAACUUUAUCAUCUACAACAUCGUUUCUAAUGUUGCAGCAAGUAUUCAGGUGGUGGUGGUGCUUCCUUCCAUCGUGAAAGAUUUAAAAUGUCACAAAUUCACCGCAAUUGUGUAGGAAAACAUAUGAUAUUGCUACGUUGUGCAUUAAGGUAAAAUUCACAAAAAAAAAAAAGACACAAUGAAAGAUAAUAGGAACAUAAAAGUAAAAAAUAUAUUUUUUUCUUAAUUUUUUUAUUUUAUAUUCCCCUCCCAUAAAUGUAUUUUUGACGAUAUUUUUUAUUUAAUAUCGUAUUUUUUACUUUUUUAUACAUCUUUAUUAAAUUGAUUAAUUUAAAGCCAUUGGUGUAGGUAUG
Molecule: messenger RNA, 2043 nt
Organism: Lucilia sericata (common green bottle fly)
Lineage: Eukaryota; Metazoa; Arthropoda; Insecta; Diptera; Calliphoridae
Product: MOXD1 homolog 2-like
Biological process (GO): octopamine biosynthetic process; norepinephrine biosynthetic process; dopamine catabolic process
Cellular component (GO): secretory granule membrane
Molecular function (GO): dopamine beta-monooxygenase activity; copper ion binding
Source: RefSeq, a predicted model, not a curated record